Molecule: messenger RNA, 2112 nt
Organism: Anopheles maculipalpis
Lineage: Eukaryota; Metazoa; Arthropoda; Insecta; Diptera; Culicidae
Gene: Pgant35A
Product: polypeptide N-acetylgalactosaminyltransferase 35A
Exons: 3
Coding region: 85-2085 (666 amino acids)
Biological process (GO): regulation of Notch signaling pathway
Cellular component (GO): Golgi apparatus
Molecular function (GO): Notch binding
Source: RefSeq, a predicted model, not a curated record
CGAGUCGGGUUAAAUCUCACUAGUAAUAUGUUAAUUUUAUAGGCAGCAUAUUAGAAACCCAGCUGCAAACGGCAGUAUGUGGCCAUGAAUGAAAAGACAGGCAGCAAGAAACGAAUCUCUAAAAUGACGAGUAAAUCAUUCCUGUGGGGUGUGAUAGCCGCCUCACUGACGUGGUCGAUUAGCUUGUACCUGUACUGGAAUCUGAGCAGCACGUCGUCAAACGACGGUGGCGGUGGUGUGCUACGAUUGUCCAAAACACCAACCGCAGCACCAAUAAUGAUCGAAACCGAUUCCCAUUCACACCAGCUAGUGAAGCAUCAUAACAGUCUUUUUGGAGCGUCGGACGCAAAACUUGCACAAAAAGCAUCCGGACCGCUGGAAAAGGGCAAAAGUAGUCUGUUCAAGGAAAAGUACGCCCGAUUUAUGCACGAGAAGGAGAAGCGACGCAUCAGCCACCGGUUGAUCGAUCAGCUGCAGCCGAUGCUGCCGAACGGGACGGACGAGUUUGGAAUGGUGCAAAACUCGGAGGAACAGUUUAUCCGCGAUAUCGGAUACAGGAGGCACGCGUUCAACGUGCUCGUCAGUAACAAGCUGGGCACGUUCCGACCGAUACCGGAUACGCGCCACAAAUUGUGCCAAGCGCAGAUAUACGAUAAGGUGCUGCCAGCCGCCUCGAUCGUGAUGUGUUUUUACAACGAACAUCUCGAAACGUUGGUACGUUCCGUUCACACGGUGCUGAACCGAACACCAGCGUACCUGCUAAAGGAACUCAUUCUCGUCGAUGAUUGUAGCGACUUUGAGGAGGUAGCAGCCGCCGGUGGACGGUUGGACGCUGAGCUGAAACAGUUGGGGACGGAAAAGGUGCGUCUGUUGCGGAACACCGACCGGGAAGGAUUGAUGCGGUCCCGGGUGUACGGUGCACGAAACGCUACCGGCCAGGUGCUUAUCUUUCUCGACAGCCAUAUCGAGGUGAAUGUGGACUGGAUCGAACCGUUGUUAGCGCGGAUCAAGCACGAUCGUACGAUUCUGGCGAUGCCCGUGAUCGACAUCAUUAACUCAGACACGUUCGUGUACACGGCCAGUCCAUUGGUACGGGGUGGAUUCAACUGGGGUCUACAUUUCAAGUGGGACAACCUGCCGAAGGGCAGCCUCGAGCGGGACACCGACUUUAUUGGUCCGUUCCAUUCGCCCACCAUGGCCGGAGGUCUGUUUGCGAUCGAUCGGACCUACUUCCACGAACUGGGCGAGUACGACAUGGGCAUGGACGUUUGGGGUGGUGAGAAUUUGGAAAUCUCUUUCCGUACCUGGCAGUGUGGUGGUUCGAUUGAGCUGCUGCCCUGUUCCCGGAUCGGUCACGUGUUUCGCAAGCGACGCCCGUACGGUUCACCCGACGGUCAGGAUACGAUGAUUCGUAACUCACUGCGGUUGGCGCAUGUCUGGAUGGAUGAUUACAUACGCUUGUUCUACGAGCAGCAGCCCCAAGCACGCCACGUACCGUAUGGAAACGUUAGCGAACGACAGCGGCUACGCGAACGGCUUGGUUGCAAACCGUUUCGGUGGUAUUUGGACAAUAUCUACCCGCAGCUACGCGUACCAGGCGAGAAAGUGAAUGACGAAACUAACAACGGUGAUGCUACACAGCCCAAAUUUGAACCAUGGCACUCACGCAAACGCAACUACGUGGCCAGCUUUCAGAUCCGUCUGUCCAACAGUACGCUCUGUCUUUCGACGGAGCUAGACAGUGAGAAAAGCGUUUGGAAAAAGGGUUCCCGACUAGCGCUGCAACCGUGUUUGCGCGUCAGGCAACAGAUGUGGUACGAGACGGAAAAGUCCGAACUGGUGUUGGGUCAGCUGCUGUGUCUAGAUGCACCGUCCAGCGCGACCAAAGGGCAACCGAAGCUGAACAAAUGUCACGAAAUGGGUGGCGAUCAGGCAUGGAAACACCGGAAAACGUCCGGUACACCGAUCUACAAUAUUGCUUCCGGCAGCUGUCUAACUGUGAAAGAUGCACGCAAAGGAUCUCCAGUGGGACUGGACCUUUGCGUCAGUUCCCCGCGUAGCACUUGGGAUCUAAUAAUCUCUUGAGAGAACCUACAGAACUGAUAAAAUUAC